AUGCAUAAAGUUGAAGAUGAUCAGUAUGUGCCAUUCCCUAAAGCAAAUGACUUUCAACAAUUCCAUAUAGCUACAUACUCGUUGACAACUGAAGGAACUUCCAAAAAACGUCGUUUUCUGAAGAAUGAGCUUGAGCUUGAGCUUGAGCGAUGGACAUGGAAAACUACACAGUUGCAUAGAAAGGCCAUAUCUCAUUUGUUGUUGAGCUUGAGCGACGGACAUGGAAAACUACACAGUCCAGGGGUAAUAUCCCGAGCAGCUUUACUAUACGAUGUUCAUAGAAGUAUCAUUUAUCGUAUAUGGAAACAAGUAAUGGAGACUGGUAAUGCUUAUCAUAAGAAAAAACGAUGUGGAAGGAAAUGUGUUCAGUUAGAUUUGGAGUUAAUGCGUCAAGUUCCAUUGUCAAAACGAUCUACCUUUCGAUCUCUAUCUCUUGCUCUGAAAAUUCCUAAGACAUCAUUGAUAAGGCUGCAAAAGUCCGGAGUUAUACGACGCCAUUCAAGUACACUUAAGCCAUAUUUAAAAGAGGAAAAUAUGAUUGCUCGUUUAAGGUUUUGUUUGUCAAUGCUCGACCGUAACAGCUCGCCUCAUGAUCCGAAGUUUACUUCCAUGCACAAUACUGUGUUUAUCGAUGAGAAAUGGUUCUAUAUUACAAAAAAUAAAACCAAUUACUAUUUGAAUUCGGAAGAGGAGGAGCCACACCGAACAUGUCAAAGCAAAAAUUUUAUUGGUAAGCUUAUGUUUGUAGCUGCAGUGGCCAGACCCAGGUUUGACAACGAAGGAAAGGAGACAUUCUCAGGGAAGAUUGGUAUAUUUCCAUUUGUGUAUGAACAGCCAGCUAGAAGAAGCAGUGUCAACAGAGCUGCAGGGACUAUAGAAAGGAAACCUAUAACUUCUGUGACAAGAGAGGUGAAUAAAACUUUCAUGAUGAGCAAAAUCUUACCAGCCCUUAAGAAUUGCUGGCCAAUAGAAGAUGUAGGGAAGACAAUUUUCAUUCAACAAGAGAAUGCAAAGUCUCAUAUUUCUAAAGAUGAUCCUGAUUUUUGUCGAGCAGCAAGUGAAGAUGGGUUUGACCUCCGAAUUCACCCGAUUUGA
Messenger RNA from Medicago truncatula (barrel medic), 1095 nucleotides. RefSeq lists its product as uncharacterized. Lineage: Eukaryota; Viridiplantae; Streptophyta; Magnoliopsida; Fabales; Fabaceae. Gene Ontology annotation, molecular function: nucleic acid binding. Bases 1 to 1095 code for a protein of 364 amino acids. The record is from RefSeq and is a predicted model, not a curated record. The transcript is spliced from 2 exons.